Molecule: messenger RNA, 1335 nt
Organism: Clonostachys rhizophaga
Lineage: Eukaryota; Fungi; Ascomycota; Sordariomycetes; Hypocreales; Bionectriaceae
Source: the annotation of a GenBank genome assembly
AUGAUGAAACGAUCUAUACAAGCAUCCGGCCUUAGAACCAGUAAACAGGGCGCCAAGAAGCCUCGCACCACUGCUCCUUCACAAGUACCCGACUACCAUCUCACUAAACAAAGUCGUGAUGACAAGGGUCAGAUAAUAUGGCCGGCCCCGGAGGAUAAGAUGGAGGCGGCCAGAUCAUUCAUCAUCGAUGCAUUUGCCGCCAAGCCCACCCUCAUCGUGCCCGAUAAAGAUGCUGAUGGGCUUGCAUCCGGGGCCAUUCUGCAGCGGACACUGAAGCUAAUCGGCCUCGAGGAAUCAUUCAUCUCAGUACAUGUUCUCGACAAGGGUUGCUCUGUUCACGACGACACCUCCCGCGCUGCAAUGGCCAGCUUCGAGCCCGCAUUUAUCUUCGUGCUGGACCAAGGGUCUCGCAGAUCCCCUCCGCUUAUCGACCAGCCUCAUCGCGGCAUCAUCAUUGACCAUCACCACGCAGAGGAAGACGACCAUCCCGAAAAUUCUCUGCUCGUGACGGCCUGUCAUUACCCCCCCGUCGCAACAACCUCGCUGCUCACGUACCUACUUUGUCGCGACCUGCAUGACGAUGUCGAGGCGCAAUGCGACUGGCUCUGUGCCAUGGGGACUCACGGCGAUUUGGGGAACACAUUCAAAUGGGAGCCGCCGUUCCCAGAUAUGUCUACUACGCUUAAGAAGCACACAAAGAAGGCCAUCAACGACGCGGUCUCACUCAUCAAUGCGCCGCGGCGCACGAGUUCCUACAACGUCCCAGUAGCAUGGAAGGCGCUGAGUGUUGCGACGUCACCCAGGGAUCUACUCUCAAAUAAAGAUCUAUUAGCAGCAAGGGCAGAGGUCAACGCAGAGGUCGAGAGGUGCACUCAUGCAGCCCCCAAAUUUUCCGCAGACGGCAGAGUCGCCGUGUUUCGCAUCAGCUCCGGGGCGCAAGUCCACCCAGUCAUCGCGACACGGUGGGCAGGCCACUUGUCCUCCAAGAACCUGGAAGUUGUCUUGGUUGCAAACGAGGGUUACAUUCCCGACAAGGUCAACUUCUCAUGCCGAAUCCCACAAUGCGCGAGGUCUAGAGAACCCCCUGUAAAUAUCAUUGAAAUUCUGCGUGAUGUGGCCUCACGGUCGGAAGAUCCAACCUUGCGCGAGAGGUUAGGGGAGUCGUUUGCUCGUGGUCACAAGGAAGCUAGCGGUGGGAUUGUGCCAAAGGCAGAGUUUGAAGAGCUGAUGAACAUACUGGAGGUUGGGAAGAAGCCUGAACGAUCAGCCACGCAACAGUCAAAGAACACGAAAACACAGAAAAACACUCUUUUGGGGUAUUUGAAAAAGUCAUAG